Messenger RNA from Trematosphaeria pertusa, 635 nucleotides. RefSeq lists its product as uncharacterized. The coding region runs from base 158 to 544 and encodes 128 amino acids. The transcript has a single exon. The record is from RefSeq and is a predicted model, not a curated record. NCBI's taxonomy places the organism in Eukaryota, Fungi, Ascomycota, Dothideomycetes, Pleosporales, Trematosphaeriaceae.
CCUCAACGCCCCGGACACGGCAAGGAUUGCCUUCCCUGGACCUUUAUCGCCCGACCUGAUUCUUUCGUCUCAUCCCCCAAACAUCACCUCCUCUCUCGAACAUUCCUCUCAAUACGGCGGCGCCUGAUUUACCCUGUCAACGACCCGAGGAGAAGCCAUGAUCAAACUUGAACUUGAGAUUCUCCCACGAACCGGAACUUAUCGACGCGUGGGUGGAAAACGCGGAACAGAAUGGUAUUUCCCCUACCAUGAUACUGUCAAUACAAUUCAUCUGUCGGGCGAAUGGAGUCCGUUUCGACAUGCGAAAUAUAUGUGGAAGAAGGGCACGGUUGCUGCGAAGAAGGCGGAAGCGAUCAGGAAGGAGGAGGAGGAGGAAAGCAUCAGGAAUGAGGAAGCCAAGGUUACACAAUUGGCUAAGAAGAAGAGCGAUGUAAAGGAAGAGCGAGCUAAAGUUGGAGAGGCCAGGAGGAAGAAGAUUCGGCUGAAGAGCAAGGUAAACAGAGUUAUAAGGCUGAAAAGUGGGCUCGAGCACAAGAGAAUCUAGCGUGGGAGGGGAGACGAUAGAAUAAUGUUGGAGAAGAGGAACCGGCAGGCAGGGAGAAGCCCUCCCAGAAUGACGGUCCCUCGGCCUGAAC